UGACUGAACUGAGGCGCUCAGCUGCCAACACUCACACUGCCUGCUGCUGCUGCAGUGCUGCUCCGGGACUCCAGACAAGAGGGGGAGAGGGAAGGAGAGGAAAAGCGAGAAGCAGGAAAGGAGACAGAAGAUCACUAGAAGGGGGAAAUCUGAGAGAGGAGGGAAGAGCAGAGAGGGGAGAGAAGGAACCCUCCUCCCCAGAGAAGACUUUCCAUGUAGCUGGGGACAGAGGGGGAAGACUGGAGCUCAGAACCCGUGAUAAAAGCUUUCCAAGCAAGUUGAGCAAUUUACUUAAUCCCCGAAGAGCAGAGGGAGGAGGAGAGAUCAAUAAUCAUAAUUGCUGAUCAUAAUCAUUAUUCCCAGCCCCUCAUAAUUUAACCCCCAGACAGUUCAAUGCACUAUUCCAAGCUCUUCCUAGUUUCCUCCUCGGGAUAACUUCGGAGGACUUUGCCGUCGGGUUCGCCUGGAGGUCAGCCUCGGAAGAAGGAAGUUUUGUGGGGGUUCUGCGCAGAGAAGAUGGACUGGAACCGCCGCUGCUGCUGGGGAGGCGGAGGCGGUGGGGACCUUCUCUGCCGGCUCACUCUGGUGCUGGGGUUUCUGCUGCCCGCCUGCAGGACGCGCCUGUACACCAACCACUGGGCUGUGCGGAUAACUGGGGGGCUACCGGAGGCCAACAGGAUAGCUAGCAAAUACGGAUACGUCAAUAUAGGACAGAUUGGAACACUGAAGGAUUACUACCACUUCUACCAUAGUAAAACGAUUAAAAGGUCAGUUCUCUCAAGUAGAGGUACCCACAGCUUCAUUUCAAUGGAACCGAAGGUAGAGUGGAUACAACAGCAGGUGGUUAAAAGAAGAAUAAAGAGGGAUUAUAAACAUGGUGGUACCCAAUCCACUUAUUUCAAUGAUCCCAAGUGGCCAAGCAUGUGGUACAUGCACUGCAGUGAUAACACCAAUCAUUGCCAAUCAGAUAUGAAUAUAGUAGGUGCUUGGAAGAGAGGCUACACUGGAAAGAAUGUUGUGGUCACUAUCCUGGAUGAUGGCAUUGAAAGAAACCAUCCAGACUUGAUGCAAAAUUAUGAUUCACAGGCCAGUUUUGAUGUCAAUGGAAAUGAUUUUGACCCUAUGCCUCGGUAUGACGCCAGCAACGAGAACAAGCAUGGAACCCGUUGUGCUGGAGAAGUGGCAGCCAUUGCAAACAACUCACACUGCACAGUAGGAAUCGCCUUUAAUGCCAAGAUUGGAGGCGUACGGAUGCUGGAUGGAGAUGUGACAGACAUGGUAGAAGCAAAGUCGCUGAGCCUUAAUCCCCAACACAUCCACAUCUACAGUGCCAGCUGGGGGCCUGAUGAUGAUGGUAAGACUGUGGACGGACCUGCUUCUCUAGCACGUCAGGCCUUUGAGAAUGGCAUCAGAAUGGGACGAAGAGGUUUAGGUUCAGUCUUUGUUUGGGCAUCUGGAAAUGGUGGAAGGAGUCGAGACCAUUGCUCCUGUGAUGGCUACACCAAUAGCAUCUACACUAUUUCCAUAAGCAGCACAGCUGAAAGUGGGAAGAAGCCAUGGUAUCUGGAAGAAUGUGCAUCCACGCUAGCUACAACAUACAGCAGCGGGGAAUCCUACGACAGGAAAAUAAUCACCACAGACCUGAGGCAGCGUUGCACAGACAGCCAUACUGGAACCUCAGCCUCUGCACCUAUGGCUGCAGGCAUCAUUGCACUGGCACUGGAAGCAAAUCCAUUUCUGACCUGGAGAGACAUACAGCAUAUUAUUGUCAGGACUUCACACACAGGACAUCUGAAUGCUAACGACUGGAAAACCAAUGCAGCUGGUUAUAAGGUGAGCCACCUCUAUGGAUUUGGACUGAUGGAUGCUGAAGCAAUGGUGAUAGAAGCAGAAAAGUGGACAACAGUUCCUCCACAGCAUGUGUGUGUGGAGAACACGGAUCGGCAAAUCAAAACUAUACGGCCUGACAGUGUUGUCCGUUCAAUUUACAAAGCCACCGGCUGUUCAGAUAAUUCCAACCACCAUGUGAUCUACUUGGAGCACGUGGUUGUACGCAUCACUAUUACUCACCCUCGACGUGGAGACUUGUCAAUUUACCUAACCUCUCCUUCUGGAACUAGGUCACAGCUCUUGGCCAACAGGUUAUUUGAUCAUUCCAUGGAAGGAUUUAAAAACUGGGAGUUUAUGACUACUCACUCCUGGAAUGAAAAAGCAGCAGGUGACUGGAUCUUGGAAAUCUGUGACACUCCAUCUCAGCUGAGAAAUUUCAAGACUCCAGGCAAAUUGAAAGAAUGGUCCUUAGUACUGUAUGGAACAUCCAUCCAGCCUUACUCACCAAGAAAUGAUUUUCCAAAAGUGGAAAGAGUGCACUCUAGUCUGCUCGAAGACCCUACAGAAGAUUAUGGAACAGAUGACUAUUCAGGUCCCUGCAAUGCAGAAUGCAGUAAAGUAGGGUGUGAUGGGCCAGGACCAGAUCAUUGUACUGACUGUCUGCACUACUACUACAAAUCUAAGAACAACACACGAAUCUGUGUUUCAACCUGCCCACCUGGUCACUACAAUGCAGACAAGAAACGCUGUAAAAAAUGCUCACCCAAUUGUGAAACCUGUGUUGGAAGCCACAGUGACCAGUGCAUGACCUGUAAAUCUGGCUACUACCUGAAUGAAGUAACCAAUAGCUGUAUUACCAACUGCCCCGUUGGGUUUUACCUGGAUAAGAAUAAGAUUGUUUGCCGAAAAUGCAGUGAAAACUGUAAGAUAUGUGUUGAAUUCCAAAUCUGCACAGAAUGCACACAUGGCCUAAGUUUGCAUGGCACCAAAUGUGCUAUCCACUGUGAAGAAGGAAAAUAUCAUAAUGGUAGGGAAUGUGAACCAUGUCACCAUUCCUGUGCGACGUGUGCAGGUGCUGGAGUAGAUGCUUGUAUAAACUGCACACAGGGUUAUUUUAUGGAAGAUGGAAGAUGUGUGCAAUCCUGUAGUAGUGGUUAUUACCUUGAUCACUCUACUGAAAGUAGAUACAAAACCUGCAAAAGGUGUGAUGCCAGCUGUUUGGAUUGCAGCGGUCAAGGAGACAGAAACUGUACAAGCUGUCCAAGUGGCUUUAACCUAGACACUGGUGUCUGUGUAGUGGGAACAAUCUGCAAGGAUGCCACGGAAGAGUCCUGGGCCGAGGGAGGAUUCUGUAUGCUGGUGAAAAAGAACAAUCUGUGCCAGCGGAAAGUGCUUCAGCAACUGUGUUGCAGAACAUGUACACACAAGGGGUGAACUGACACCUCCCAGAGUCCUGCUGCUCCUGUAGACAUAUAGAUUAAUCCAUAUUAUUGAAAAAGGUUAAAAAAAAGAAAUGGCAUGGGGGGAAGCAAGCCACCUCUUUCUCUCCCUCCUCUGUCUGGGGAGAUGGUGAACUGUUUGUUGGAACUUAAAUGGAAAAGCUACAACACGCCUACCUUUAAUAACUGGGUGUUUAGAGCUGAGCAUCCAGGAUCAGAGUCAUUAUUGUGUGACCAAAGCAUUUGAUGCCAAGAUUACAGUUUAAGUCAUUAUUUGAUUUCCUGUCAAUUUUAGGAUUAUUCCUGGUUUUUUGAAGGUCCUUUUUCUUCCCUUUUUUUUUCUACUUGUUUCCUCUUCAAGAUGAUUAAAGAGUGUUUCAAGAAUGCAACACAUGUUUACAUGAAUUAAA
Molecule: messenger RNA, 3679 nt
Organism: Harpia harpyja (harpy eagle)
Lineage: Eukaryota; Metazoa; Chordata; Aves; Accipitriformes; Accipitridae
Product: proprotein convertase subtilisin/kexin type 5-like
Exons: 21
Coding region: 517-3264 (915 amino acids)
Biological process (GO): peptide hormone processing
Cellular component (GO): trans-Golgi network; Golgi membrane
Molecular function (GO): serine-type endopeptidase activity
Source: RefSeq, a predicted model, not a curated record